UUUCAUUGCUAGUUUUAGUUUAAGUCUCAGUUUUCGUUAACUAUAAUAACCGUGGUACAGAGUCGUCACAAACAGCCACCCUGUGUCUCAUGGUCAGAUAGUCUCUCAUAGUGGGAUCUGCAAUGAGGAAAUUUGGAUUUACACUUUCCCCCUCUAAAGACAACCUUCAGAAUUGAGUGGACUCCCACAGUUUAACUGGUAUUGCUCAUCACUUCUCUACUCCUCAGUCCCCUAAAGACAGCAAAGCUAUAGACGAUGGCCUCAGAGAGCAAUGCACUGCCAAGACGUGUCCUCGUGACCGGUGCAUCUGGGUUGAUCGGCAAAGCCAUCCAGCAUGUGGUCCUAACAGAAGGUGGAAAACUUGACGGAGAGGAAUGGUUCUUCAUCUCUUCUAAAGAUGCAGAUCUUAGGGAUGUUGGACAGACCAGGGCUGUGUUUGAGAAGCAUCGUCCCACUGAUGUCAUCCACCUCGCUGCCAGAGUGGCAGGGCUCUUUUUUCUCUCGAAGGAGAACCUGCAGUUUCUGAGGGACAACGUAAAGAUUGAUGACAAUGUACUGCACACGGCCCAUCAGAUGGACGUCACCAAGGUCGUGUCUUGCCUGUCAAGUUGUAUCUUCCCUGACAAAACUACAUAUCCCAUCGACGAGACCAUGAUACACAAUGGGCCACCUCAUGAAUCCAACUUUGGAUACGCAUAUGCUAAAAGAAUGAUUGACAUUCAAAACAGGGCAUACUUUCGGCAGCAUGGACGCUGUUACACAUCGGUUGUCCCGACCAAUGUGUUUGGGCCCCAUGACAACUUCACUGCAGAAAAUGGCCACGUGCUCUCAGCCGUCAUUGGCAAGACAUACAAAGCCAAACUGGAAGGAACUCAGGUGAAUGUGUGUGGCACUGGAAAUCCUCGGAGGCAGUUUACCUAUUCUCUGGACCUGGCUCGUAUAAUGGUUUGGGUCAUGAGAGAAUAUAAAGAGAUUGACCCUCUUAUCAUCUCUGUGGAGGAGGAGAUGGCCAUCAAAGAGGCUGUGGAGGUGAUAGCAGAGUCUUUGGACUUCAAAGGCAACAUACAUUAUGACACCACCAUGUCCGAUGGUCAGAUAAGGAAGACGGCCACCACUGCCAAGCUGAGACGCUACCUCCCUGACUUCACCUUCACACCCGUUAAAGAAGCUAUAAAGAUGACCUGCGACUGGUUCGUGGCCAACUACGACAUUGCCAAUAAAUGACGCGUCCAAAUAUUAAGUUGAGAGUUAACCACCACAUCUAUUCACUCUUCAUAAUGUUGGUUUACACACUGUCACAAGUAAUCUUGUACAUAUUCUCCAGUGUAUCAAACACUCAUUAACUCUGGAUGGCAACACAUUUCUUAAAUAUCUAAUUAAUAUCUAAUCAGCUUUAUUACACAUACAAGGAAUUUCCGUUGCUCUCAACUUACGAAAAAAAAUUAUUUGCAUAAGGGGAAUUUUUGAUCUUUAUGAAAAUUAGGGGUGGGUGAUAUAAUCUAUAUAACCUUUAAAUCAUUCUACUCUUAUUUUGGAUUUUUUAUGGUGACAAUGCAUACAAAAUCAUACAGCCUUCCAAAAUUUAAAGGGAUACUUAAUAUUGUCAUACCAAUUUUGUUGGCAAUUGUUUCAUUUAAAGAAAGCAAAAAGGCCUGGCCUACAUGUGUUUGCAGAAGUUAAUUAAGCUGUAUUUUAAUCAAUUUUGUGUCACUGUAAUCAUGUGAGUCGUUCUCAGAAUCAGCCAUGUUGUUGUUUGGAUCUGUGAAUGAACCAUUGUGGAGAAACCUGGAUC
Paralichthys olivaceus (Japanese flounder) is the source of this 1792-nucleotide messenger RNA. Its product is annotated as GDP-L-fucose synthase-like. The record is from RefSeq and is a predicted model, not a curated record. Gene Ontology annotation, molecular function: GDP-L-fucose synthase activity. Gene Ontology annotation, biological process: nucleotide-sugar biosynthetic process. Lineage: Eukaryota; Metazoa; Chordata; Actinopteri; Pleuronectiformes; Paralichthyidae.